Molecule: messenger RNA, 1219 nt
Organism: Xyrauchen texanus (razorback sucker)
Lineage: Eukaryota; Metazoa; Chordata; Actinopteri; Cypriniformes; Catostomidae
Product: transmembrane protein 255B
Source: RefSeq, a predicted model, not a curated record
AUGAUCGAGCAAUAUCUUUCUGUCGCGUGUCUCACAGUGCUGUUGCGUCAUCACGGCAGUCUUGUACAGGCGUCUCAGUCUCGCGCGCGUCACUCCAGACGGCACCUGAGCAGAGCCGCGGCUAGACGCGAUGCAGCAGCAGCCCGCGCCGCAGACGCACGCGAGAACGCGGAUUCCGCAGAUCAGUAUGGGAGGCGUCGUCGUACGGCUCUCUGGUGCUCCAUCGCUCUGUUCGGACUCUCAGUUCUGGCGCUGGUGAUCGGACUGCUGUGUGCCACUCAAACUGAUAAUGUGGCCGUGUCUGGAUACUAUCCCGGCAUUAUCCUGAGUUUUGGAGCAUUCUUGGGGGUCGUUGGACUGAAUCUGGUGGAGAAUCGCCGGCCGAUGCUGCUGGCGCCCAUCAUCUUCAUCAGUAUCGGUGUCUAGUCGUGUUUUCUCUGCGCCAUCAUCGACGGCAUCAUCGCAGCCGAAUUUCCUGUCUCUCUGUAGGACAGAAGAACGCUUGUGGAGGGCCGUUGUGAGUUUUACUCCAGUGCUUCUGGUUAUUCCUAUGAGAGUUAUUACACUCAGGUUCACUGUCAUUCUUACGGUAAUCAGUGUGAACUGAGAAUAAAGAGCAACACGUGUUACUGCUGCGACUUACACAGCUGUGACAGCUCAGAUUAUCACGCGCAGUAUUACAUGUUCACGGGCGUGCGCAGCUGCUGGGACGUGGUGUAUCUGUACCGGCUGCUGUGGGCGUGCGUGUCGCUCAAUGUUCUGGGUGUGUUUCUGGGCAUCAUCACCGCUGCUGUACUAGGAGCCUUCAAAGAUCUCACUCCAGCGAUUCGCAGUCAGACGUCAGCUAGUCCGGCUCCGCCACCUCACAUCCUGUAUAACCCCACGCAACACCUCAUCACCUACACCGGCUUCUGCCCGUCUGGACAAACUCUCCCCGGUUACCCCAAUUACCCUUUACAAAUGCAGCACAUGAACAGUUACCCACCACCCACGGCAGAUCAGACGAGCACUGAAGUCUCGACCUCGCCAUCUGACGACACUCAAACCUCCAUCCACGCCAGCACAAAUCCACCUGGACUGGCUCAAUCCACAUCUCAGGGCACAAGCGGAUACAUGCUGACCCCAAACGCACCCUCGCUCUAUGCACACUCCUUAGGGCCCCUUGAGAAACCUCCACCCUACGCCUGCUGAAUACGACAACUCCUCGAACAACUCGUGA